AUCCCGGAGGCAGGCAGAGGAGAGCAAAGUGAGGAGGAGCUACAGGGACCGGAGGAGGGGGAAGCAGAACCGGGCCAGCCAGGUCCCGGCUCGGCUUCGAUCCGGCUCCAAAUGCCUGCAAAGGGGGGACCUGCGCUCAUCCAGGCGCCCACCUGGGGAAAGAGGAUGCAGCCCUGGGUCUGAAGCUUCCCCGAGCCAGAACCUUAUCCCGAACCCUCCCGCAGUCCCCUCGUCCCACCCGGCAUGGCUGCUCCCCGUAGCUCCCUGACCCUCUAAUAACCCCCUCCCUCCCCGGGCGCAUUUUUCCUCCUCCCGGUUCGGACCCGGGUCUGCUGGCCGGAGGAUGGACGAAGAUGGACCGAGAGCAGCCGAGGAGCAGGACCCAGAGCCGGGCAAAUCCAAGACUUUCAUCCGCCUUAAUGACCUGUCCGGGAAUGGAGGUCGCUCGGGUGCAGGGGACAAGGACGCAGGAAGUGGGGACUCGGAGGUGGAGGGGCUCCCCUACCCGGCUCUGGCCCCGGUCGUCUUCUUUUAUCUGAACCAGGAGAGCAGACCGAGGAGCUGGUGCCUCCGGGUGGUGUGCAACCCAUAUCCUUUGCAAGCUGGCAGGUGGCACUGCCAAGGAAAUCCGGAACAAGGAUUCCCACAAGAUGCAAGUAAGACAGAAUCUCCAGAGACCUGGUUUUAAUUUGGGAAAAGAGUAAGAGGAAUUCCUGGAGUGUGAUCCCUCGCCUGAUUCUCGGAACCCCUUGCUCCUAGUCCUGCCUCUUGUUGGUCCUGUCGACACGGAAGGAAUUUGCACUGAUGUAACUUACUGGCAUGGACCCUGCUUUAAAUCAGUGCAGUACCUCGGCAUCGCUGGAGUUAUUAUACUGGUGCAACAUCUCUAAUGUAGACAGGGCCUUAGCUGCUCAGUCUUAGAUGCCCUUGUGCUCACUCCCAUCCAUACAUGUAAUCCGCAUAGAGACGUUCUUCCUAGAGCACUUAGCACUGUGCAGAUUGCGUGUGUGUUUCUGUUAAACACAGUCACAUGCUCCAGGGGCGUGUGGACAGAGCGAAUGCUAUUGCUGACAUUCUGCUGGGAGUGAAGUAAGCUGAAUGUUCUGAAAUGUUACAGUGCGUCGCAAUGUACAAAUUGCACUUUUUAUUUCUGAUUGAAUUAUUUGUAUUGUUUGAGUACCCAGACGGCCGGAGCCAGGAUUCAAGGCCCCACAAUGGCUCUCUGCAAGAAUGAAGUUUUUUGAGAAGUGGGGAGGGAAAGGAGCUUGAUUAUAAAAGGGUUCUUCUAUAUGUGUGUGGUAGGGAUUCAGAAGAGCUGCCACAUUUCAGUGAUAGGAGAGAAAGGGUGUGCGUAUAACUACGCACGCACACUCCUCAUUCUCCAUAGAAAUGGAGCAGCUGCUCUGUAGCAGCAAGGCUGUAGACAAGGUUUUUGUGGUUUCCUUAGGAGUGGGAAUGAAGAAUAGUCUCCAAAUGACACUUCAGGGGGAUCUUAGAGAGGCAGAUUGUAAUUAACCAAGUUGGAAUUUGGCCAAGCCACUGAAAGUCACACCCCAUAGUCCUUUCUGCGCAGGACAAGCCACCAUGUUUAGCAAGCGAGCCGCUGCAGAAUGUAAACAUGCCUGUGACCCAGGAUGGCUCUUUUAGAUGGAGCUGAUUUGUUCUAAGCAGGUUUCAAAUCCAUGUUUUAUGCUGAUUGGCCAAACCUGUCUCUGUUGUAUUUAAACAGUGCUUCGGCAGGUUUGGUUGUUAGAAAUGGUUGGGAAAA
Messenger RNA from Mauremys reevesii (Reeves's turtle), 1768 nucleotides. RefSeq names its product voltage-dependent T-type calcium channel subunit alpha-1G-like. The record is from RefSeq and is a predicted model, not a curated record. The transcript is spliced from 2 exons. NCBI's taxonomy places the organism in Eukaryota, Metazoa, Chordata, Testudines, Geoemydidae. The coding region runs from base 344 to 688 and encodes 114 amino acids.